AUGAUAAACUCAAUUAAAAACUAAUUUAAGCAAUAGCUUGAAUUACUUUAAAAUAAGAAGUACAAGAAGCCUGCGUUUGAAGCUUAUAACAUGAAAAGAGCCUUUGUCACAUUAGAUCAAGCAUUUGAGUAUGUUGGAGACAAUUCGAAAUAUCAAUAGAGGAUCACAUUAUUAUUAUGCAUAUAGUUUUUGUUUUACUCCUUUUUUGUAAUGGGGAUGCCGUAUUUGUUAUAAAAUCCAUCAAAAUAUUGUACAGAUGAAAUUUGUAUUGAAUAUCCUAAUUGUAACAAUAGAAUAGAUAGUUUAAUUGGAUUUGAUAGUAUAGCGAAAGAAUUUGGGUUAUUUUGUAAUGGUAGAAAAGCAUUUAUAGCAGCAUUAUUUUUUGUUGGUUAAAUGUUUGGAGGAUUUACAUUUCCAAUAUUGGCAAAUAUAUUUGGAAGAAGAAAAAUAUUAUUAUUUGGAAUGAGUAUAGGUUCAGUCUCAAUAUUUGUUGGAGCUCUUUGUAAUAAUUUAUUAUAUCUAUAUGCACUGUUCUUUAUAGCAGGUUUUGGAUUGAGUGGAUAUGAGACUGUAGUUUAUGUUUACAUAAAUGAGAUAAGUGCAUUAAGAUUUCGAUCAAUAGCUAGUUCAUUAUUAAUAGUGAUUUGGAGUUCUUCAAUGCUUAUAUAUCCAUUUAUAGUAGAUAUAUUGUAAUCAUGGAGACUAUUGAUGAUGUGGAGCAUAGGUGUUCCGCUUUUAGUUACAGUUAUAUUGGAUUACUUUUAUUUUGUUGAAUCACCAAGAUGGUUAAUUUCUAAAUAAUAAUAUGAUGAAUGCAGAAAAGUGUUUAGAUUUAUGAGCAUAUUUAAUAAAAGGAGACCUUUUGAAUUUAAUUUCAUCGAAGAAUUAGAUAAGUUUAACAAUAGAUGUGUUAAAUUAGCUACUGUAAAGAGAGUGGAAACAUAAAUAAAUUUAAAUUAGCAUACAAAUUAGUCUGCAGGAUAUUGGGAAUUAUUAAAAAGAUCAAAGUUACUGAUAUAAACCUCAAUAUUGGUUUAAAUGUGGUUUUUAAGAUAUUUCACAUAUUAUGGUUUAUAAUUUUCAGUAUCAACAUUUGGAAUUUCAAUGACUACUACAUUGAGAAUGUUGGCAUUGGUUGAAUUAAUGACUGGAAUGUCAAGCUGUAAAAUAUUAUAAUAAUAAUAAUAUAGUAUAUUUUAAAUUGAAAUACCCAAGAAUAAUAUCAUUAUAAUUUUGUCUAUUGACAAUGAUUUUAAGUGCAACACUAGCCUAUAUAGAUAUUCCUUUAGAAUGUUAAAGUUCAUUAUGUUGGCAAUAAAUUCUUCAUUUACUUAGUGCCAUAUUGAUAAAGGCAAGCAUAACUAUUUAUAAUUCAAUGCUCAAUACAUACACAGGAGAAGCUUAUGUAACAACAGUUAGAUCAUAUGGAUAUGGAGUUUGUAUGACAUUUGGAUAGCUUGGAAGUACAUUUGCCCCUCUCUAUGUGUCUUAUGUAUAGGAAAUCUAUCAAUAAGCAAGUGCAAUUACAAUAGUUGGUUUAAUGGCAAUACUUGCUCUUGGUUUGACAUGGUAAUUAUUUAUAUUAAUAAGAAUAUUCUAGGUUCUUACAAGAAACCUAUAAAAAGGAUAUGUAUGAUAAUUUGACAGAUGAAGUAAUGGCAAAUUAAACUCUUCCCCUAAUUAAUCAUGACAUGUAAUUUGAAGAAAUCGAGCUUCAGCAAUUAAGUAGAUGA
Molecule: messenger RNA, 1733 nt
Organism: Paramecium sonneborni
Lineage: Eukaryota; Ciliophora; Oligohymenophorea; Peniculida; Parameciidae
Source: the annotation of a GenBank genome assembly